Molecule: messenger RNA, 3602 nt
Organism: Erinaceus europaeus (western European hedgehog)
Lineage: Eukaryota; Metazoa; Chordata; Mammalia; Eulipotyphla; Erinaceidae
Gene: LLGL2
Product: LLGL scribble cell polarity complex component 2
Exons: 26
Coding region: 176-3247 (1023 amino acids)
Biological process (GO): regulation of Notch signaling pathway; regulation of protein secretion; cortical actin cytoskeleton organization
Cellular component (GO): cortical actin cytoskeleton; plasma membrane; cytoplasm
Molecular function (GO): myosin II binding; GTPase activator activity
Source: RefSeq, a predicted model, not a curated record
GCUGCGCCCGGGCGGGUGCGCCCAUCCCCGGGCCGGGAGAAAAGACACCUGCAGAAAGUGCCGCUGGGAACCUCCCUCCGCCCGAGCCAACCGCGAUGGCACAACUUGGUUUCGGGUUUGCACAACCGCGUUGGCUCCAGGAGCGGGGAGACAGGGGGGCUGCCAGUCAAGCAAGAUGAGGCGCUUCCUGAGGUCGGGACAUGACCCUACGCGGGAGCGGCUCAAGCGUGACCUCUUCCAGUUCAACAAGACGGUGGAGCAUGGCUUCCCACACCAGCCCAGCGCCCUUGGCUACAGCCCUUCCCUUCGAAUCCUGGCCAUUGGCACCCGCUCUGGAGCCGUCAAGCUCUACGGUGCCCCAGGGGUGGAGUUCAUGGGGCUGCACCGGGAGAACAAUGCUGUCAUGCAGAUCCACUUCCUGCCUGGCCAGUGCCAGCUGAUCACCCUGCUGGAUGACAACAGCUUGCACCUGUGGAGCCUGAAGGUCAAAGGUGGGGUGUCAGAGCUGCACGAAGAUGAGUGCUUCACACUACGGGGACCCCCUGGGGCUGCCCCCAGCGCCACGCAGAUCACCGUGGUCCUGCCUCAUUCCUCCCGAGAGCUGCUCUACCUGGGCACCGAGAGUGGCAACGUGUUUGUGGUGCAGCUGCCAGCCUUCCACACACUGGAGGACCAAACCAUCAGCUCAGAGGCUGUGCUGCAGCGGUUGCCAGAAGAGGCCCGCCACCGACGAGUAUUCGAGAUGGUGGAGGCUCUGCAGGAACACCCCCGGGACCCCAGUCAGAUCCUUAUCGGCUAUAGCCGGGGUCUCAUUGUCAUCUGGGACCUGCAGGACAGACGUGUGCUCUGCCAUGUGCUCAGCAGUCAGCAACUGGAGAACGCCAGCUGGCAGCGUGACGGCCGCCUGAUUGUCAGCUGCCAUUCCGACGGCAGCUAUUGCCAGUGGCCUGUGUCUGCAGACUCCCAGCAACCAGAGCCCCUGCGCAGCUGUGUGCCUUACGGUCCUUUCCCUUGUAAAGCUAUCACCAAAGUGUUCUGGCUGACUACUAAGCAGGGGUUGCCCUUCACCGUCUUCCAGGGUGGCAUGCCGCGGGCCAGCUAUGGGGACCGCCACUGCAUCUCAGUGGUCCACAAUGGCCAGCAGACAGCCUUCGACUUCACAUCCCGAGUUAUCGACUUCACUGUCCUCAUCGAGGCAGACCCUGCAGCUGCCUUCGAUGAGCCCUACGCUCUGGUGGUGCUGGCCGAGGAGGAGCUGGUGGUGAUUGACCUGAAAGCGGCUGGGUGGCCAUCGGUCCAGCCCCCCUACCUGGCCUCUCUACACUGCUCAGCCAUCACCUGCUCCCACCAUGUCUCCAACAUCCCCCUGAAGCUGUGGGAACGGGUCAUCACUGCUGGCAGCCGGCAGAACACACACUUCUCCACCAUGGAGUGGCCCAUCGAUGGCGGCACCAGCCUAGCCCCGGCCCCACCUCAGCGGGACCUGCUGCUCACAGGGCACGAAGAUGGCACAGUGCGCUUCUGGGACGCCUCAGGCGUCUGCCUGAGACUGCUCUACAGGCUCGGCACCGCACAGGUGUUCGAUACCGACACGGACCCCAACGACAACCUCAACCCCCAGGGCGAGGAAGACUGGCCCCCCCUCCGCAAAGUGGGCUCCUUUGACCCCUACAGUGACGACCCACGGCUGGGCAUCCAGAAGAUUUUCCUCUGCAAAUAUAGCGGCUACCUGGCUGUGGCUGGCACGGCGGGACAGGUGUUGGUGCUGGAGCUGAACGACGAGGCGGCAGAGCAGGCCGUGGAACAGGUGGAGGCCGACCUGCUGCAGGACCAGGAGGGCUACCGCUGGAAGGGGCACGAGCGCCUGUGUGCCCGCUCGGGGCCUGUGCAUUUCGAGCCUGGCUUCCAGCCUUUUGUGCUGGUGCAGUGUCAGCCUCCAGCUGUGGUCACCUCUUUGGCCCUGCACUCCGAGUGGCGGCUCGUGGCCUUCGGCACCAGCCAUGGCUUCGGCCUCUUUGACCACCAGCAACGGCGGCAAGUCUUUGUCAAGUGCACACUGCACCCCAGUGACCAGCUAGCCCUGGAGGGCCCACUGUCCCGUGUGAAGUCCCUAAAGAAGUCCCUGCGCCAGUCCUUCCGCCGGAUACGUCGCAGCCGGGUGUCCAACCGGAAGCGGCGGCCAGCUGGCCUCAUGGGAGAGGCACCCGAGAGCAGCACCAGAGCAGAGCGGGCUGGCCUGCAGAACAUGGAAUUGGCACCUGUGCAGCGCAAGAUCGAGGCCCGCUCAGCAGAAGACUCCUUCACAGGCUUUGUUCGGACUCUCUACUUCGCUGACACCUACCUGAGAGACAGCUCCCGCCACUGCCCCUCACUGUGGGCCGGCACCAAUGGCGGUACCGUUUACGCCUUUUCCUUGCGUGUGCCCCCUGCCGACCGAAGGAUGGAUGAGCCAGUGCGGGCAGAGCAAGUCAAGGAGAUCCAGCUGAUGCACCGUGCACCUGUGGUGGGCAUCCUGGUGCUCGAUGGGCACAGUGUGCCCCUACCUGAACCCCUGGAAGUGGCACACGACUUGUCGAAGAGCCCAGACAUGCAGGGAAGCCACCAGCUGCUUGUUGUGUCCGAGGAGCAAUUCAAGGUGUUCACGCUGCCCAAGGUGAGCGCCAAGCUGAAGCUGAAGCUGACUGCCCUGGAGGGCUCUCGCGUGCGGCGGGUCAGCGUGGCCCACUUCAGCAGCUGCCGAGCAGAGGACUAUGGGGAGCACCACCUGGCUGUCCUAACCAACCUGGGGGACGUCCAAGUGGUGUCGCUGCCCCUGCUCAAGCCCCAGGUGCGAUACAGUUGCAUCCGCCGGGAGGACGUCAGCGGUAUCGCCUCCUGCGUCUUCACUAAGUAUGGCCAAGGAUUCUACCUAAUCUCACCCUCGGAGUUUGAACGCUUCUCUCUCUCUACCAAAUGGCUCAUUGAGCCCCGCUGUCUGGUGGAUCCAGCAGAAACCAAGAAUCACAGUCAACCCCGUAACAGCUCAGGCACCAAAAGGGCCUCGGGCCAAGCCAGGAACUCAGGGAGUCAGAGUGAUGGAGAAGAGAGGAGGCCUGGCCUGGUGAUGGAGCACGCUCUGCUCAAUGAUGAGAGGGUCCUGAAGGAGAUCCAGAGCACGCUGGAGGGAGACCAUGGGAGCUAUGGUGACCGGCGUUCUCAGAGAUCGACUGCGGGUUACAGCCUCAGCAAUGGAGGAGGAUGCUCCUGACCUGCUCUCGAUCUCCUUCCACAGCAGAAUGAGCAAGAUGUGGUCCCAAUAGACACACACUACUGAGGGCUGUCCCUCUGGUGCCGCCCCACCGGAGGGCCUGAGCCUCCCUGAAGAGCCGGUACACUGAGGCGUGCCAGAGGCCAGGGCCUCUCUGGUCUCCACCCUGCUGCUGCUCCCGGCCUCGGGAGAGGAGGGCCUCUCUCCACGGGCCUUGUCUGUCUCAGUCCUCGUGUCAAUGUUGCACAGUUUUUAUUCCCCAUCCCUCCUUUUUGUAGUGGGCUGGGUUUUAAAUUAUAAAUUUUAACUGCCUCUGGGUGAAAGAGUUUUUAAUAAACACCUUAUUACCUCUUCA